Molecule: messenger RNA, 3192 nt
Organism: Bathycoccus prasinos
Lineage: Eukaryota; Viridiplantae; Chlorophyta; Mamiellophyceae; Mamiellales; Bathycoccaceae
Exons: 1
Coding region: 1-3192 (1063 amino acids)
Molecular function (GO): helicase activity
Source: RefSeq, a predicted model, not a curated record
AUGAGCGGCGGCGUCGGCGACGACGACGACGGCGACGACACCCUCGGCGCGUUCGCCCCGUUCCUCACCCAAAUCCUCGCCUGGGAUUACUAUAAAAUCUACGCUGAGAGCAUGAGUGCGUAUCAACAAAGUAAUACCGCUAAAAAGACUGUCACCAAAACUCCCUCUUCUUCGUUGAAACCGAUCCCUUUGCGCUUUUCCAACGCGAAAGAAUACAUCCAGUGCUUCUCUUCGUUCUUGUUGGAGGAAGCGAAAGCGAUCGUUUUGAAAGGAGACGGGAACGGCAGCGCGACGGUCGUGUGCGAGAAGUGCGCCGUGCGCGUGAACGCGUUGUCCUCUAAAAACGCCGCCACCACCACCACCACCGCGGCGGCGGCGACGACGACGAAAAGCUCAACCACCAUCGAGAAGAAUAAAAAAGACGAGGAGCAAAAGGAAAAGACGUUGAAGAUGUGUUUGUACACCGCCGUCGCGUCGUUCGAAACGCAGCAACAGUGCGAACAGUUCAACGAGAACGAUUUACUCUUCCUCUCCAAGCUGAACUCGGUCUCCGAAGACGAGAAGAUUGAAAAAGGCGUGGAUUAUUGCUUCGCGUUUUGCCAAGGGAGAGUGAGCGAUACGGAAGUGAAAGUGCGCUUGUUUUCGCCACCGAUGAUACAGAAGAAAAAAUCUGGGCAACAGCAACAGCGACAGACGAAUAGCACUAAAGAUGCGUUGGACGAAGAUAACGAGAGACUCGCGAAUAUUCGAGCUAAGUUAUUGAGUAACAACCACUCGUGGCACUUGACGCGCGUGUGCAAUAUGAGCACGGCGCGACGGGAGUGGCUCGCCGUGCAAGAAGUUUCUUCUAUUCCAUUCGCUGAUUUGAUCCUGGAUGCGAGCAAUAAUAGCGAUAACACAACCGUUAGUAACGCGAACGUAACGAAAAAGCAGAAGAAAGAGCAGCAGCAUAAGCAACAGCGGCAAUAUCAACCGAGCUGGGAAAUCCCGAAAGAUUUAUCGGACGCGAUGAAAGCAAAAGGAAGGUCAGAUCAAUCGCAGCUCAAAAUUGCGACGACUACGGCGCUCACGAAAGAAAAUCCGCUCGUGUUAAUUCAAGGACCACCGGGGACGGGGAAAACCACCACGAUUAUUUCCCUUUUAUCGGUGAUUUUAGCAGCGCAACCGAUAAAUCGCAAUCACGUCGCAAACCGAGGAGAUGAUUGGAACAACAAAAAGAAAAGUACAAUCACCGAGGAAGAAAAGCUCGCGAUGAGGAUGAAGGCGCAACCGUGGUUGUUUGGAAUAACUAAUCCAAGAGAUUGCUUGCCGAACAUCGAUUUAGGCGACACUUCGGACGAUGACGAAGAAAACAACGGAACCAACGACGGAAACAAGAACAGUGCCAAUAUUGAAAACCAGAGAAGGGGCCACACCGCUCCCUCGAGCACUAUUCCAAUCGAACUCAUGGGACCUAGCAUAUCCAGACGAUCGAAAAUUUUAGUUUGCGCGCCUUCAAAUUCAGCCGUUGAUGAAAUUGUCCGUAGAAUUUUGCGUAAGGAAUUACUCGAUGAACACGGGAAGUCUUAUAAGCCUAGCAUCGUGCGUGUCGGCGGCAAUUUCCGAAAAGACGUGGCGAAUGUAAGUUUAGAAAGGCUCAUUGAAGAGCGCAUAAAACAAGACUACGGAAAAGAGUAUUUCAGCGGUGGCGGAGGUAAAGAUGAAAAAGGUCUCAAGAAAUUCGGUUCCUUCCAGGAUAACAGACGCUUCAGACGAAUCAUAUUAGACGAGGCUAAAAUCGUGUGCACGACGUUGUCCGCUGCCGGGUCUGAAAUUUUCCGUAGGAUGAAGACAAAGUUUGACGUCAUCAUCGUAGAUGAAGCCGCGCAAGCGGUAGAGCCAUCGAUAUUGAUUCCAUUGACGGAAAUUAAGGCGAAACAAGUCUACUUAGUUGGUGACCCGGCGCAGUUACCGGCCACAGUACUUUCUCGAGAGUGCGCCAAGAACAACUACGAGCAAUCCUUGUUUAAAAGACUCAUGGAUUCAGCAUAUCCGGUGCACAAGUUGUCGACGCAAUACAGAAUGCUUCCAGAAAUUAGAGAGUUUCCCUCGGAUCAAUUCUACGGCGGCGAGUUGCGCGAUGGACCAGGACUUUUAACGCAAAACUAUCGAGAAUGGCACGAGUGUAAAUUAUACAAGCCUUUUGUAUUUUACGACGUGCAGCAUGGAAAAGAAGAGUCUUCGUCGAGUGGCUUUUCCUGGGUAAACGAAGAAGAAGCGACUUUUGCCGUCGAGCUUGCGCAUCAGCUGUUGAAAGCGAAUCCAGUACUGAAAAGAGAAGGUCCAAAAAUUGCCAUCAUUUCUCCGUAUCGGGCGCAAGUUUCGAUGAUUCGUCGCAAACUUGAGAGAAAGUUUGGUGGAAUGCACAACUACGGUCGUAUCGUUGAGGUGUUAUCCAUCGAUAACUCUCAAGGAAGCGAGAAGGACGUCGUCAUUUUCUCGCUCGUGCGCGCGCCCUUGAACGAUAUGUUUCAAAUCUCGAAAAAAGCUUCGAAUGCUAAUACCAAAAGCAGACGUAAUGUAUUAGGCUUCGUCGCGGACGAACGUCGCAUAAAUGUCGGCUUAACGCGCGCUAAAUGCUCCAUGUUUGUUCUAGGAAACGCGAAAGCCAUGAUGACGGAUCCAAAUUGGGGUGCGCUCGUUGAAAGUGCUCGAAAACGAGGCUGCACGAUUGAGGCUCCUACUCGAGCAAAUUUUCGAUCCUUCUUCUCCAAUUACACUCAAUAUCAUGACGGCGAAUUAAGUGGGUCCGAAGAUGACACCGAUGAUGCAGCAAGCUCGCUCAAAUCGAUAUUAUACGAAGACGAUUACGUCUUUGAAGAUACGGAUAAAGACAUCUCUCCAGACAAAUUGACCAUCGAUCGCGCGGCGGAAACGGACGGCUACGCCAGGUACGGUUUUAAAGACGACCUCGUCUUUGAAAGAGCAAACAAAGCGGAUGUCGUCGGCGGAGAGGAGGACGGUGCUUUUGCAGACGACGACGAUGCGAACGUUGACGCGUUCGUGGAGGUCAACGAGACCGCGCCUGUGGGUAAAAAGCCAAAGAAGGAGAAAACAAAGACGGAGGACAAGAAGAAACCGGCGACGACGAAGAAGCGAGCCGUACUAAGUAAGGCACCCACGAGCGCUGCUACCAAACGCGCGAGAAAAUAA